Messenger RNA from Urocitellus parryii (Arctic ground squirrel), 1597 nucleotides. The record is from RefSeq and is a predicted model, not a curated record. Lineage: Eukaryota; Metazoa; Chordata; Mammalia; Rodentia; Sciuridae.
GCUGGAGGCGGCACGGCGGCGACGGCUCGGGGCGCGGCGCUGCCCCGUGCUCGCCUGCAGGCCACGGUCGGGCGUCCGAACUCGGCCUUGGCCUAGCCUCCGCCGUGCCGCGCCGCGCCGCGCGUAGAGGAAGAGGAAAUGCCUAGCGGCGGACUCCCGCCGCUCGCCAGCGCGGCCCGUGGGGCCUCCGCACGUCCCCAACCCACGCCUGAGGCCUGCCUGAGUCCUUGCUGAUCCUUCAGCAACCACAGAAUUCACCAGUCUCUAGGAUCCAGAAGUGUUGACAAGUUGCUGAUGGCUAGUAUCCAUUUUUUAUUGUCCUGUAUCCCUGAAACAUCCCUGCAGUAUGCUUGGAUACCCUUUGAUUUCUCCUUUGCCAAGAACCCUCUCCAGGCCAGGUCCUGAAGCAGGAAGAGGACUCAUGCACUUUCACAGCCAUAGCAAGAAGACUAUACAUAGUUAAAUACACACCAUACACAUGAAGUUGAAUUACUUCUUGUGGAUCCAUAAAGUGAGACCCACAUCUUACUCCUUUGGCAUUAUCCAUGUCCCAUAAACCCUAGUCUGGGACUUCAUUACUAAUGAUUCCAAGAAGGCUUUCCAGCAGAGCAACAUUAUGUACUUUGAGUUGGACCUCAUGGACUCCUACAUAAUCUCUGCCCUCAGCAGCUGUCAGAUGAUGCCAAGCAAGAACCUCUAAGAUGUGCUCACCAAGGACAUCUACUACUGCCUCAAGUGCCACUUGGAGUAUGUCAAGCUCAGGAUGCCCUUGUGGAUAUCAGACCAAUGAGGCAAGGGGCUGUAUGUAGAGUACCUCUUCACUGCCAUUGUGGGGAACUAGGAACGCAAGAGGCUCAUGAUUGAAAUGGACAUUAAGUCCUGGAGGUUACUUGUCCUAGACCUGUACCUUGCCAAGGAGGCAGAGUGGCUGAGGAAACAGACUGGGGCAGUGGAAGAGGUGGAAGAGCAGUGCCAUCCAUUGUAUGAGCUGAACCUUUCCCAGGUUAUAUUUGCUUUGGACCAGACCCUCCUGCAGCAGAAGAGCCUGUGAGCAGGCAGCCUAGGACAGGCCUUUUGCUGUCGACCAUCAAGUGGAGCCAAGUGACUCGUCAGAUCUCAGAUGACCUAUAUCAUGAACCAUCUCAUUAUACUCUAUAACUGUGACGACCUCAGCUCUGUCAUCUUCAGCCAUAGCAGCUCCCUGGUUCCCAAUUUCAUAAAUGCCAUGCUCCAGCCUCAGGAACACAUCACUGCUCAGGAGAUCAACAGCGACUUCUGUCAAGAGCUGAUCUACAAGUGGAAUGAGAGAAUGGAGGAGCAAGGGAAGGCACUUUUGGAGGAGUUCCCUGACAAGGGCUUUUUCUUUGUUUUCAGAGCUGGCAACUGUUUUAUGAGCAACAACAUAGUGCUGGAUGUGUUGCAUUGCAAAGGCCAUGAGAACAUGCCCUGGCUAGAUGUCCCAUCAACAAUUGGUUGUAUCUGGGUAGACAGCAGCAAGGGGACUGGCUGCCUGGGCGCCAGGGUGGCUGUUAUCUUCAGAGGCUCCAGAGGACCACAGCAUGGUCGUUUCCUUGGGGCCCAGGAGAAUGGUCAUUAG